AAACUGAGAGCCCUUUGCAUGAGUCACUUUCCAAGAAGGGUCUCUCAUUUGGAACAAGUUUCAACCUCUUUGCUUGAAGUCCAGUCAAUUGACAGUGUCAUGUUGUUGUUAUUGUCGUUAUUGUUGUUGUUGUUAUUGUUGUUGUUUUUGACAGCGUCAUCUGCUCCCGGAAGUGUGCGUGCGGCAACGUCAUGACGCGGCCAGUUUUGAUCCAAUAGGAGCGUGGGAAGGCUUAAGCCGUCUCGAGCCGGGUAAAAGGGAUUUGACAGUUGAGAGUAAGAUUCCCAAUUGGACUCUCUGCGCUGGGACGCGCAGCAUGGCGGCGGCCGCCUGCGGCCACCUCGGGGCCGUCACUAAAAGCCAGACUCGGGAGCAGAUCCGGAGGAACCGCGAGAAUUCAAACCGGAGACGAGCCGCUCUUUUGUUCCUCUCCAACAUCUCGCUGGACGGCCGCCCGGUGCAUAGUGGCUCAGCCGAGCGGGGAGGGACGCAGGGGCACCAGGAUGCCGUCCCGGAGCAGAGCGAGCUCGCGUCCACCGCGCUCCUGGAGCCGCAAAGCGAUGUCGGGACGUGCUCGGUGAGUUUGUUGGCUUCCGUCAGCUGCGAGGACGUGAAAGCGACGACGGCGACGCCGCGGACGGGCGCAGGGCUCUUGGCCGUGCCGCCCAUCCUCGUCCUGCCUUCCGACGCGGGGGGUGCGGAGCUGCUGCUCGGCCGUCGCAGGGACUCGGCGCCCUUGGCGGCCGAUGGCCACCUCCUCUCCCCGUCACCGUCGGCAUCCAACAGCAGCCUGCUGCCUUCACCAGCGACACCGCGCAAGUCUUCCACGCUGCUGUCGGUGCAAAGCUGCAACUCGCUGUCCUCCGACUUGAGGCAAAGGACCCGAAAUCUCUCUGGCGGUUCUCCCAGGCCGCGACACACCAAGAAGAUCCACUUCAUCAAAAACAUGAAGCAGUACGACACGAGGGGCAGCAGGAUCGUCUUGAUCUGCGCUAAAAGAUCCCUGUGUGCGGCCUUCUCGAUCCUGCCGUACGGAGAAAGCUUUUACCUCAGUGAGCCCAUGCUGAACCAUCCCCGGAGGAGACACUCGUCCGGGAAUAUUUCCACUUCCUUGGAGAUGAUGGGACUGGAGGGUUUCCACUUGGAGACGUACGGCAGGUCGGUGUCGUACGCCCAGUUCCUGUACCCCACCAACGCCUUGGCAAGUCAGAAGCCGUCGUCCACCAGCGACCUCACGCUGCAAAUUCCCGUUUCCAGGAGCUCUCACAGCAUGCCCGGCAGGCGUUUACCCCCGAGUAGGCUCAACAGCGCCGUGGGACUAGACCUUGGACUGGAGGACAUGACAGACUACGACCCGAACAUCCUCAAUGACCCCCAGUGGCCUUGCGGGAAACACAAGCGGGUGCUGAUCUUCGCCUCUUACAUGACCACCGUCAUCGAGUACGUGAAGCCUUCCGACCUGAAGAAAGACAUGAACGAGACAUUCAAGGAGAAGUUUCCUCACAUCAAACUCACCCUGAGUAAGAUUCGCAGUCUGAAGCAAGAGAUGCAAUUGGUCGGCGAGGAUUGCGGCCUGCAGCCCUCCACCAUCGCAAUGGCCUUCGUCUACUUUGAAAAGUUGGUACUGCAGGGGCGACUCAACAAACAGAACAGGAAGUUGGUGUCAGCUGCGUGCAUCCUAUUGGCUGCCAAGAUCAGCAGUGAUCUAAGAAAACAGGAGGUUAAACAUCUCAUCGAUAAGCUUGAGGAGCGCUUCAGGAUCGGCAGGCGGGAGCUGAUAAGCUUUGAGUUCACCAUCCUGGUGGCCCUGGAGAUGGCACUCUACCUUCCGGAAAGUAAAGUCAUGCCUCAUUAUAGGCGGCUGGUCCAGCAGCAGAUGUAGCUUGGUCUUCGAAGACCCUUCCUUCUUCCCUGAUUUGCACAGCUUGAGGGAAACAGCCCUAUUUGGCCCUCAACAAGUUGUCUUUCUGAAAUGGAUCAGGGGUGGCAUUCUGGAUUGCUAGCUCCAUCUCGAAUUGCGUGUGGGAAUCCUAACCGGGCCUUUGGAAAAUCUGCCAAAAGAAGAAAUGCCGUGAAAUUUCUUGCGGCAUUUUCUCUUGUGUAACGCAAUAAAAAAAAAAAAAAGACUGAUUUCUCGCAAAUCCCUCCAAGCAAAAUUUGCAUAUGAGGGCAGCCUACUCGUUCCCAGAGUUGGCAGUUGAUUUGAAUCUGAAAAAGAGACCGAGCAAACUGUGGGAACUGUCGGCUUUCAAAUGACCCCGAGGACUCCACACCUCAGCUGUGAAACUUAAGAUGAAAUCUCUUCAACGGUGCAGUUGCCUCUAUUCAUCUUUUUUGUGGAAGACUGAGACCUGGAGGUCUGAUGAUCACAUGAUCUCCGUGAGCACAUGAGUCGACAAAGCCGAACUACCGGUCUUCGUGUGACGCCCAUAAAUGGCGACUGCGGCCCAACCCGAAGCAGCAAGACAAAACCAGUCGUCCACCAAAGAUUCCAGACGAUUCCUGCAAAAUGGUCAACCCAUCCAAUUGCUGACUCUCAAAGCAAUCUAAUGUUUGAUGUCAUUUUCUCAAGGUCUUCAUCCUUCUAUCUGCAAGUCUUCCCUCGUCACCUCUUUGGUCAUAUUUGCCUCCCUUUCGCAAGCCCUCCUUCCAGUUUUCUCCAACUUUUAAUCUGCACUUAUGCCCUGAACUGCUUCCUCGGUUUGGUCCAUACAAACAAAAAACGCCUAUUACACUGAAGAAAAAUUGUAUUUCAUCCAGUGAUUGCACAAAGUAAAAUCAUCUGGAUCCAGAUAAAAAGAAUAAGUACAUGUAUUUAAAAAAUGUCUGGAUCCAGAUGAUUUUAAUUUGCAACCACGAGAAAAUAAAAUUCUCAACUAAAAUUCAACAAAAACUAUUUUUCUGCUAUAGCAGAAAGAUCCAGCUGCAUUUCCAUCAUUUAUUUUGUCAAGUGGUUGCACAAAAAUUUCCAUCUGGAUACAAUUACUGUAACUGUAUAAUCAACUUAAAAAUUGGAUCCAGAUCCUUUCAUUUCGUGCAACCAGUUGAUGAACUAAAAUUGAAUAAAUUCCAUCAACUAUUUUUCUCAAAGGGAAAAAUAGGCUGUGAUAUUUUUUUACCUAUGAUAAAUACGGUAUGUAUAUUUUUUGUAUUGUGAUAUGUCGCUCAAGUCGAUUAUUUAUUCACUGAUUGACAUUUGCAGCAUCGGGAAGUAGAGUGACUUUCAGAUCUCGUGCAACUUUGUGUUCUUUGCAUUACAGACUUGAUUCUAUGCAGCCUUCCCAUCCCGUCGCACACUGAUGAAUUUCAGCUUGCGUUUUUUCUUUUUGUCUACUUGUCUUCCCUUUAUUUAUGACAUUUUUUUUACAUUUCAGUUAAUUGUUUGUGUUUUCAGAUGUCAGCUGAGUCCGCAGCAGUCUCAUUUCAUUUCAAAUGCAUGAUGUAAAAUACUUGGAUCUAGUGCUUAGGUUGAUUGAUUGUCUCAUACCAGUGAGUUGACCUCUUCUUGACAUUCCACAAUCCGCAUCGUUCCACAAAUUCCUUUUUUUAGUACCAACAUCCCAAACAAACAUACAAAAAAUGAUAACUGAAAUUUCUCAUCAUAAUCGUUUUUAUCGUUUGACUUUCUGCUUGUCCAGCAGGGGUCGCUACCUGGCGUGAUUUGUUUGGCACAGAUUUUACCCUCGAGCCACUCAAUCCAUCUUUUACGCCCCUCUUCCAUAUGUAUGUUUUUGUUACAUGACGUCAACAUGUACACAUUUAGUGACUUGUAGCUCCCGACCACCGACUGUUUCCUAUUUAAUUUAGAGAAUAGAGCAGUGAUUAGGUAUUUUUUGCUAGAUGAAUGCCAAGAUAACUGCCAAUGUAUAUUAAAUAUUUAUUUUCUUAAAAGAAAUGUGAGCUGAUUUUGAUUUGACUAUUCUUUUGUAAAUAUGGUUAAACUGUAUCAUGGUUUGAAGAAAAUGUUCCGUUAUCCACCCAUUCGCGAAAAGAACUGAAUUCUGUAUUGUACUUUCUAAUUUUAUAGACUUUUUAAAAUUGUCAAACUAGGCUCAAUAUUGUGAAUGCUUGAUUGUGUAUGAUUUGGCGACCAUUCCAGAGUGUCUCCAUCUCUGGCCCCAAGGCAUUUGAAAUAGAUUCCGAUGAGGAAUAUCCGAAAAGUCUCUCUGAAACGGCUCCCGAUUGCAGUGCCCCAAAUGUGCCACUAGAUAGCAGCAAAUAUUACACAACAUGAAUAAAUCAAUCAAUAAAAGUUGAUUAUAAAGGCGAUCAUGUGGACUUUGGAUCCACCCUAUCAGAGCUUUGAUUUCACAAUAUAUUUGAUAUUAUUGUUGUACCGUAGUGUACCGCUGUGCGACACUAUCCCUUCUUACACUGAAAAAAAAUAAUGCGUGUUGAAUUCACUCAAUAAUAAAUCCAGAUACAUUUACAUAUAUCAUCUACUUUAAAAAUAAUGGAUCUGGGUCGACAGGAUUAUUUUGCGCAACCACUUGACAAAUAAAAAUGAGUAAAUUCAA
Molecule: messenger RNA, 4517 nt
Organism: Syngnathus acus (greater pipefish)
Lineage: Eukaryota; Metazoa; Chordata; Actinopteri; Syngnathiformes; Syngnathidae
Gene: cables2b
Product: Cdk5 and Abl enzyme substrate 2b
Exons: 10
Coding region: 317-1882 (521 amino acids)
Biological process (GO): regulation of cell cycle
Source: RefSeq, a predicted model, not a curated record